AUGCUGUCCCAGCGGCUCUUGACCAGGCGCCUGCCUCAGGUCGCUGCCCGUUACGCCGUCCCCCGCGCCUCCUUCUCACACGUCCGGUCUCUUGCGGCUGCGGAGGUCAAUGAUCCUUUGCAGAACAACAACUACGAGAACCCUCCCCGUGUCAAGCGUGCCUUCCGAGACCCCUACGGUGGCUGGUGGGAUCAGCAGGAAAAGCGCAACUUCGGAGAGCCGGUUCACGAGGAGAACGAAAUUCUCGGUGUCUUCAGUCCCGAGCAGUACACGCACGUCUCCGCUCGCCGAGGUUUCUUCCACCUGGGAGUUUUUGUCGCAACCUUCCUGGGAUUCUGCGGCGUCGUGAGCUUCUACUACCCAGACAAGCCCAGUGCUCCUCGAACAUUCCCCGACGGUCUCGAGAAGGAGCUUGGCGGAUCGAAUGCCGCUUUGGCUCGCAAAUCCGGCGAGGAGACUUGGUAAUUGGCGUUCAACUUCAUGUUGUGUAAAUGUAAAUAAAUACCAGUACGAUUUGGUCUUUCGGCGUCAAUCGAAGGUCUGAUUGUCGAUUCAUUCAGGAAAAAAGAGGGCCGUUCCCCUCGUCAGCUACUUUUUAUAACCACGGUGGAUUUUCCGAUACGUCCGGUCCCUGUGCCAAGUUCUUAUACGGAGGAGAUGAAAACUUGCCGAGCAGGUACCUGAUUGAUCUGCGUGCUAAGCAUCGUGGGGACGAACGGGAGCCAACUAUCAUGCUCCUUGAAAUAUGCUUUUUUACGGGUGAUCAUGAGCCUAGAUAUAGUAAAGACUGUACUGCGGUUAUUACAGCCAUCUAGUGUUUGUAUGGGAUGCUCUGUUGAUGGACAAGGGCAAGAAAUCACGAAUACGGAGUAGAUACGAAC
Molecule: messenger RNA, 881 nt
Organism: Aspergillus steynii IBT 23096
Lineage: Eukaryota; Fungi; Ascomycota; Eurotiomycetes; Eurotiales; Aspergillaceae
Exons: 3
Coding region: 1-465 (154 amino acids)
Cellular component (GO): mitochondrion
Source: RefSeq, a predicted model, not a curated record